This is a messenger RNA of Pteropus alecto (black flying fox), 4016 nucleotides long. RefSeq names its product myosin IF (gene MYO1F). Gene Ontology annotation, cellular component: microvillus; plasma membrane; cytoplasm. The record is from RefSeq and is a predicted model, not a curated record. Gene Ontology annotation, molecular function: ATP binding; microfilament motor activity; actin filament binding. NCBI's taxonomy places the organism in Eukaryota, Metazoa, Chordata, Mammalia, Chiroptera, Pteropodidae. The transcript is spliced from 30 exons. Gene Ontology annotation, biological process: actin filament organization; vesicle transport along actin filament.
AUGCAAGCAGCCAGCCUGAAGGAGCCCGAGAGGGCGGGAUCUGGGAGACGUUGUGCAAAGCUGAAGCGCAGGGACACAUCCCAGACCUCCAGCCUCCCUGCCAAGCUCUCCCAGCAUCUAGGCUUCUGCCUCAGCGACGUCCUCGCCGUGUGGCACCGGGAGCCGCGGCCCCUCCCGCCAAAGGAAGUGAGAGGGGGCUGUUUAAGAGGAACUAGGGCUGGGAGUCUGUUGAAGGAGAAGGAACAGGGCCAUGCCCAAACCACCCCCCGGAGCUCCCUGAGCCUGUACCCCUGCCACAACCCCUUUGGGCACCCCCAGGAACCCAGAAGCCAGCCCCCACCAUGGUAAGGCAGCAAAGAGCGCUUCCACUGGCAGAGCCACAAUGUGAAACAGAGCGGCGUGGACGACAUGGUGCUGCUGCCCCAGAUCACUGAGGACGCCAUCGUGGGCAACCUCCGCAAGCGCUUCAUGGACGACUAUAUCUUUACCUACAUUGGCUCCGUGCUCAUCUCCGUAAACCCCUUCAAGCAGAUGCCUUACUUCACUGAGCGUGAGAUCGACCUCUACCAGGGCGCGGCCCAGUAUGAGAAUCCCCCACACAUCUAUGCCCUCACGGACAACAUGUACCGGAACAUGCUCAUCGACUGUGAGAACCAAUGUGUCAUCAUCAGUGGAGAGAGUGGAGCUGGGAAGACGGUGGCAGCCAAAUACAUCAUGGGCUACAUCUCCAAAGUGUCCGGUGGGGGCGAGAAGGUCCAGCACGUGAAGGACAUCAUCCUGCAAUCGAACCCAUUGCUCGAGGCCUUUGGCAACGCCAAGACCGUGCGCAACAACAACUCCAGUCGCUUCGGCAAGUACUUUGAGAUCCAGUUCAGCCGUGGCGGAGAGCCAGAUGGGGGCAAGAUCUCCAACUUUCUGCUGGAGAAAUCCCGCGUGGUCAUGCAGAAUGAAAAUGAGAGAAACUUCCACAUCUACUACCAGCUGCUGGAAGGGGCCUCCCAGGAGCAGCGGCAGAAUCUGGGACUCAUGACCCCCGACUACUAUUACUACCUCAACCAAUCGGACACCUACAAGGUGGACGGCACUGAUGACAGGAGCGACUUCAGCGAGACUCUGAGUGCCAUGCAGGUCAUCGGGAUCCCACCCAACAUCCAGCAGCUGGUCCUGCAGCUCGUGGCGGGGAUCCUGCACUUGGGAAACAUCAGCUUCUGCGAAGAUGGGAAUUACGCCCGGGUGGAGAGUGUGGACCUCCUGGCCUUUCCUGCCUACCUCCUGGGCAUCGACAGUGGGCGGCUGCAAGAGAAGCUGACCAGCCGCAAGAUGGACAGCCGCUGGGGUGGGCGUAGUGAGUCCAUCGACGUGACCCUCAACGUGGAGCAGGCGGCCUACACCCGUGACGCCUUGGCCAAGGGGCUCUACUCCCGUCUCUUUGACUUCCUCGUGGAGGCCAUCAACCGUGCUAUGCAGAAGCCCCAGGAAGAAUACAGUGUUGGCGUGCUUGACAUCUAUGGCUUCGAGAUCUUCCAGAAAAAUGGCUUUGAGCAAUUCUGCAUCAACUUUGUCAAUGAGAAGCUACAGCAGAUCUUUAUCGAACUCACCUUGAAGGCUGAGCAGGAGGAGUACGUACAGGAGGGCAUCCGCUGGACCCCCAUCCAGUACUUCAACAACAAAAUCGUCUGUGACCUCAUCGAAAACAAGCUGAACCCCCCAGGCAUCAUGAGUGUCCUGGACGACGUGUGCGCCACCAUGCACGCCACAGGCGGCGGUGCCGACCAGACGCUGCUGCAGAAGCUACAGGCGGCCGUGGGCACCCACGAGCACUUCAACAGCUGGAGCGCCGGCUUCGUCAUCCAUCACUACGCUGGCAAGGUCUCCUAUGAUGUCAGCGGCUUCUGCGAGAGGAAUCGGGAUGUUCUCUUCUCCGACCUCAUAGAGCUGAUGCAGACCAGUGAGCAAGCCUUCCUCCGGAUGCUUUUCCCUGAGAAGCUGGAUGUGGACAAGAAGGGCCGCCCCAGCACUGCUGGCUCCAAGAUCAAGAAACAAGCCAACGACCUGGUGGCCACGCUGAAGAGGUGCACACCCCACUAUAUCCGCUGCAUCAAACCCAACGAGACCAAGAGGCCACGUGACUGGGAGGAGAGCAGGGUCAAGCACCAGGUGGAGUACCUGGGCCUGAAGGAGAACAUCAGGGUACGCCGGGCGGGCUUCGCCUACCGUCGCCAGUUCGCCAAGUUCCUGCAGAGGUACGCCAUUCUGACCCCCCAGACGUGGCCACAGUGGCGGGGGGAUGAGCGUCAGGGGGUCCAGCACCUGCUGCGAGCUGUCAACAUGGAGCCAGACCAGUACCAGAUGGGGAGCACCAAGGUCUUCGUCAAGAACCCCGAAUCGCUCUUCCUUCUGGAGGAAAUGCGAGAGCGCAAGUUCGAUGGCUUUGCCCGUACCAUCCAGAAGGCCUGGCGGCGCCACGUGGCAGUACGGAAGUAUGAGGAGAUGCGGGAAGAAGGUGAGAGGCAGUAGGUGGGAGGCUCAGGGUGGAGACAANNNNGCAUCAAUCGGAACUUUGUCGGGGACUACCUGGGGCUGGAGGAGCGGCCAGAGCUGCGUCAGUUCCUGGGCAAGAGGGAACGCGUGGACUUUGCCGACUCAGUCACCAAGUACGACCGCCGCUUCAAGCCCAUCAAGAGGGACUUGAUCCUGACGCCCAAGUGUGUGUAUGUGAUUGGGCGAGAAAAGGUGAAGAAGGGAUCCGAGAAGGGCCAAGUGCGUGAGGUCCUCAAGAAGAAGGUGGAGCUCCAGGCCCUGAGAGGAGUCUCCCUCAGUACGCGGCAGGACGACUUCUUCAUCCUCCAAGAAGACACAACGGACAGCUUUCUGGAGAGCAUCUUUAAGACUGAGUUUGUCAGCCUCCUGUGCAAGCGCUUUGAGGAGGCAGCACGGAGGCCCUUGCCCCUCACCUUCAGCGACACACUACAGUUCCGGGUGAAGAAGGAGGGCUGGGGCGGAGGUGGCACCCGCAGCGUCACUUUCUCCCGGGGCUCCGGCGACGUGGCGCUACUUAAGGCUAGCAGCCGGGCCCUCACGGUCAGCGUGGGUGAUGGGCUGCCCAAAAGUUCCAAGCCUACACGGAAAGGAAUGGCCCACGGUAAACCUCGAAGGUCGGCCCAGGCACCUUCCCGGGCAGCCCCUGCGCCCCCCAGAGGUCUGGACCGCAACGGGGUGCCCCCCUCUGCUAGAGGGGGCCUUCUGCCCCUGGAGAUCACAUCUGGAGGGGGCUCCCAGCGGCCUCCCCGAGGCCCUCCAUCCUCAGCCCUGAGGGCCAGCAGACGCCCUCGGGCACGGCCCCCCUCGGAGCAUAACACAGAAUUCCUCAAUGUGCCAGAUCAAGGAGUGGCUGGGAUGCAGAGGAAGCGCAGCAUUGGGCAGCGGCCAGUGCCUGGUGUGGGCCGACCCAAGCCCCAGCCACGGACACAUGGCCCACGGUGCCGGGCACUGUACCAGUAUGUGGGACAAGAUGUGGAUGAGCUGAGCUUCAACGUGAAUGAGGUCAUAGAGAUCCUCAUGGAAGAUUCCUCGGGCUGGUGGAAAGGCCGGCUGCACGGCCAGGAGGGCCUCUUCCCAGGAAACUACGUGGAGAAGAUCUGAGUGGGGGGGCCCAGAAUUCUAUCCUCCUACCUGCUAGGGAGCCAGGCCCGGCCAGCAGGGCUCUCGUUUCCCUUGGCUGCAUUGGCCAGAAGGUGUAGUCUGGUGGCCUCCAGCCUAGCCCAGCCCAGGCCCUGGGUGGGUCUGGGAGUCACCUGCAGCCACCCCUGAGCCCUGGACUGUCCCAUGUCACACCACCUUCCUUUUGUUUUACACAGGGCUAACAGCAGAGCCUACCUCCCAGCUGCCUUACGAGUACAAAAUGAGGCAUGUCCUGUCAGCAAAGGGUGGGGCAUAGUUGGGGGGCCUUGACAAGCAUGACCUCCCUCCUUCUCUCUUUACUGAAGCAAUAAAUGUUUGCUGGGUCGAAGUAUCAA